CUCGGCUUUAGUUCGCGACUACCGCUUAUUAAGCGCACGUUACCAGCGAGCAAGGUCCAACGACGCGUUGAGUCUGAUUCGUCAUAGGUAGUGUAGACUCGGCCGCGCGCAAUCAUAUCGGUAACAUCAUUGUCUGGCGUGCAACAAAAAAAAUGCUGUAUCUCCUCGAGAACGUCCCUAAAUUGUAUUACGGCGCGCUGCUGGGCAUUGGCUUUUGCGCUUAUUAUCUCUACGAGGUCGUCAAGACUCCCUUGCUUGUUUGCGCCGAUGGACCGUUCCGCUUCUUUUUGGAAGCAAAUAUUCCGCUCUUGCGAAAUAAAUUCUGGCCGACACUGUGGUGCUUCGAAUCACGAGCACAGACAAUUAUGGCCAGCAUCUUGAGAUCCCGGAUAUGGCCACUUGUGGAAUAUCGCAGGGAAAUUCUUACUCUAUCCGAUGGAGGUGAGGUAGCCUUGGAUUGGGCCGAAAAAGAUUGCUCUGCCACUUCACCGAUUGUUAUCAUUUUACCUGGUCUUACGGGCGGUAGUCAAGCGGAAUAUAUCAAGUGUUUGGUAUCAGCCGCAAGAAAAAUUGGAAUGCGAUGUGUAAUUUUCAACAAUAGAGGAUUAGGUGGCAUAAAACUCAAGACUCCACGAACGUACUGUGCCUCAAACUGUGAUGAUCUAACUGAAGUUAUAGAACACGUAAGGAAACUUCACUCUCACAUUCCACUUGGAGCAACCGGAAUUUCGUUGGGAGGGCUAAUCUUAGGAAACUACUUAGCACAACAAGGACCGACAGCAAAAACCAAGUUAAAAGCGUGCCUUAUUAUCUCCGUACCGUGGAAUGUGUUUGCUGCGACAAAGAGCACCGAAGAAAAUUAUUUUAAUCUAAUGUUAAAUAAGCAUCUAGCUAGUAAUCUGCGUCGCAAGAUACAGCAACAUACUACCGAUAUUGGCCAUUUCAACAUAGACAUCGAUGUACUUCUUAAAAGCCAAACAAUAAGAGAAUUUGACUCGCACUUCACGGCAAAACAUUUUGGAUACAAAAAUGUCGAUGAAUAUUAUCGCGAUGCGACGCUUCACGACAAGUUGCAUCUUAUCGAAGUUCCGACGUUGUGUCUCAGUGCUGCAGAUGAUCCUUUUCAACCGUUGCAAGCCAUACCUCUAAAUGAAAUAAGGAAGAGUAAAACAGUUGCCGCAGUGGUGACGUCGCGUGGCGGACAUAUUGGUUUCUUAGAAGGCUUUUGGCCGAUCAAGGAAGAACAAUACAUAGGAAAGUUUUUCUUGCAAUUUUUUGAAUCAAUAUUUACUAAAGGUUUUGAUUGACGAAAUAAUAAAUCUAAAGUUGAAAUUUGAAUAAACGAUGUAAGAAAAAUAUUCUCUAUCGACUCUUUACAUGAUCGAUAAUAUAUAUAUUUAUAAUAUUACUGAUCAUGUGACCUAUGAAUGAAAGAAGCACUAUAUAAGGUAUAAAUGUUUCCAUUUAUAUUUGACUAUAAAGACAUUAUCAAGUU
Molecule: messenger RNA, 1495 nt
Organism: Pseudomyrmex gracilis
Lineage: Eukaryota; Metazoa; Arthropoda; Insecta; Hymenoptera; Formicidae
Gene: Hydr1
Product: phospholipase ABHD3
Exons: 7
Coding region: 153-1307 (384 amino acids)
Biological process (GO): medium-chain fatty acid catabolic process; medium-chain fatty acid biosynthetic process
Molecular function (GO): acetylesterase activity; monoacylglycerol lipase activity
Source: RefSeq, a predicted model, not a curated record